Exophiala xenobiotica is the source of this 2733-nucleotide messenger RNA. RefSeq lists its product as uncharacterized. The record is from RefSeq and is a predicted model, not a curated record. Gene Ontology annotation, molecular function: zinc ion binding; transcription cis-regulatory region binding; DNA-binding transcription factor activity, RNA polymerase II-specific. Gene Ontology annotation, biological process: DNA-templated transcription; regulation of DNA-templated transcription. The coding region runs from base 302 to 2545 and encodes 747 amino acids. NCBI's taxonomy places the organism in Eukaryota, Fungi, Ascomycota, Eurotiomycetes, Chaetothyriales, Herpotrichiellaceae. Gene Ontology annotation, cellular component: nucleus. The transcript is spliced from 6 exons.
GAAAUGAUGAGUUGCCGCGGCUGCUCGGAAAGGCAUUCUGCAGCCUUGCUUCAGUCACGUGCCAAUAACGCGGACGUCUCCAGUCACGUGGUUAGGACAACAAUGCAAACGCGAACUUUGGUGGAGGCAGUCGUCGGCACGUGACAGGUGCUGAGUCAUCUUCGUACCGAGGUACCCUCGAGGCCCUGCGUCUCCGCCGUACUUUCUCCCUGCCUUCCGCGAUGCCUGAGCCUGAAACGGGCAGGAUGUGCAUGACCUGAUUGAUCCCGCUGCUGUUGACGCCAGCCGGCCGUAGGAUAGGAUGGACUCGGCAGCAGACAAUCAGGCCCAUUUCCGUGUUGCGACGGGUUCCGCUACCAGCGCUCAGCAGCCAAAGCCAACACGGCGGCACCCGAGCCGAGCCUGUAACGAAUGCAAACAGCAAAAGUUGAGAUGCAGCGCCCCUACCGACUAUCCAGAUCCUUGUUCUCGAUGCAAGAAGCUGGGUCUACCUUGUAGAGUCGAGGAUGGCUUUCAGCGCGUGAACAAACGCAGGAGAACGGAAGCCCUGUAUCAGGAGAAUGCCACGCUCAGACAGCAACUUGGCGCAAGCCGCUCUCCCCAGGAAUCGGCGAACGAGCAGACCAGUCAAGAUGGCAAUCAGUCGCUGGCCCAUGAGCGGCCAGAAUCAGGACUUCUCUUGUCAGCACCAUUCAUGGGCAGCGACGACCCAGAUCCAGCAAAUGUCUUGCGCAGACCUUCUGCCACGGAAGCAGAGUCGAAUUUCACCACGACUUGGGAUCUAUCAUUCGCCAAGCCGACGGCACACCCCUCUUCCAACACCACUGCCACCUCAUCUCGCUCGCUUGCGGGCAUAACAGUUGAAGCGACUGAGAUAGAUGAAAUUUUCAGGCUGUACUUUACGCACUAUUCCCAACAUCUGCCCGUCCUCGACCCCAAUAUCUCACCAAAUGGCUACUAUGAUCAGUCGCCGCUCCUCUUCUGGGCUAUUAUUGGCGUGGGCGUACGUAGAUACACCGCCAAUCCAACGCUGCUGGGUUCUCUGGCCGAGCGGAUCGUGCACCUUGCCUCGCCCCUAUUACAUCCCACGCCGGCUGUCAUUCCAGCUAUCCAGGGUCUCUUACUACUAUCUUCGUUUCCCUUCCCCACCGAUUCGACAUCAAAGGACACCUCCUACACAUUGUCUGGCAUGGCAAUCAAUCUAGCCUUGCAGAUCGGCCUUCAUGUGCCGACCUUUUCCCAAGACUACAGCAGAUCCAAAAUGACUCUCACUCAGGAGGAUAUUCAACGUCGUGUGCAGUUAUGGUUCCAUUGCAUCAUCGUUCACCAGAAAGCAGCUUGUGGGCUGGGUUACCCAAUCAUGGUAUCACCGGACCGAUUGCAAAAGCAGAUGGACCUUCGCGGUCUUUUGGACUCAGUUCCCCCUUUCUUGCUGUUUGAGAUGAGACAAGGCAGUCUUCUCAGCCGCAUCAACACCCUCUUCUCCCCGUCAACGUUCCGCGUCGAAGAUACGCAGGACAAACACUCGCAAUUCGCCCGCGAAAUGAUGUCGGAUACAUUUGAGAACCAACUCGACGAGCUCGAGUCGGAACGGAAAUUAACCGAUCUAGAGCAGCUCUAUGUCAACAUAACCCGGCUGCAACUCCGAGUCCACUGCCUCCAAGAUCGAGAGAACCCGGCCACCAGCGUCAAGGUUGCACAACUAGGUCUGGCCGCGACCUCGAUCAUCGAGGGGAUCGAACAGCUCGAGGUACAAAUGUCCCUGAUCCAACACUGUCCUCACUACAUCUUCCGCAUGACGGCCCUCGCUGCGUCCGUCCUCCUCCGUCUCUCGAAGCAGCAGCAGCCUAGACCUAGGGCGCGUGGCUCCGACGCAGACCAUCAUCGCCAACAGAACGUCGCCGCCAGUAAACAGUACAAACCGUAUUUCUUCCAAACCAUCUCCCUCCUGAAGAGGAUGUCGGUCGAGAGCAACGACAUGCCCAGCCGCAUGGCCAAGAUCUUCUCGCAACUCUGGAGCAUCGACAAAAUCUUCGAGCACACCACUUCCUCACCACCAACGACCAGUGACGGCACUGGUACUAGCCCCUCCUCGGCAGCUGCACCACCAGCAUCGUCCCCACUCGUCGUUCAGAGCAGGCUAUCCAUGAGCGUCCUGCACGACUGCAUGUGGCGCUGGAAGGACCGUUUCCGCUGGGCGGCGACAAAUGGAAGCCAGACGAGAACCGCGAUAGACUCAUCAUCGGCGGACAGAAACACCAGCCACAGCAACGGUAGCCUUCCCAAUUCACAUCAGCACCCACCAGUAUCAAGACCUGUCUCUACAAUGCCGCCGACGCCCACUGGCUUCUCGACAUCCUACAACAUGCCACCUGACACUGCAAAUGCCGCCGAAAUGGUCACAGCCGAUACCAAUUUCCACAGCACGAUGACGAUGCCGUUUGCAGACAGCUUUUCGCCCCUGGGGACCCUGCCUUGGGAUGCUGCGGCAAACCAAGAUUUUGAAAUGAUGAUCCACAGGUUUCCUGAAUCAUGGCCGGUGUGACAUGGCGAAUAAUCUCGAGCAAUUAAGAUAUUAUAUUCUGAAUCUACAACGCCUCGCAUUCAAUGCUCGAUCUUACGCUGUCUGUCAAUCAGAUUCAUGCAGCACAAUGCGCCGAUACUAUCACGCAAGGCCGCUAUCAUAUCACUUGCCUUUCAUUACACAGCAACUCUCAUGUCAAGAAUGUUACU